Molecule: messenger RNA, 2171 nt
Organism: Engraulis encrasicolus (European anchovy)
Lineage: Eukaryota; Metazoa; Chordata; Actinopteri; Clupeiformes; Engraulidae
Product: protein asteroid homolog 1-like
Exons: 6
Coding region: 82-2016 (644 amino acids)
Source: RefSeq, a predicted model, not a curated record
GGCGCGCAUGUAGUUGCAGGCGCACAGCGACAACGACAGCUUGCCCCGCUAUCUCCAGACUAUUUUCUUCUUUCAAUUUCCAUGCCUAUAUGUGAGCGCUUUUCCCAGCAUUGUUAUAGGAAGACUGAUAUCAUGGGAGUCCAAGGAUUAAUGUCUUAUAUUGGGGGAAACGACCAAGCAUUGCUCAAAGACUGCAAUUUUAAGGGUAGUAAAUUAAUCAUUGAUGGAGACAAUCUGUGCUAUAGUCUUUAUAGGGGCCAAGAUUUUGAUAUUAAGCAUGGCGGGGAUUACUAUGCAUUUGAGAUUCAGAUCGAGAAGUUUUUUCAGGCUUUAAGAAGCUGCAACAUUGAGCCUUAUGUAGUACUCGAUGGGGGUAGCGACCACACAGACAAAAAACUGGAAACCUUGAAGCAACGGGGUGAAGCUAGGAUAAAAAUUGGCAGGGACAUAUCUUUGGGCCACAAACAGAGUGGUGGCUUUCACCCAAUACUCCUGAGGAGUGUUUUCUUUGAGAUCCUCAGUCGUCUGCAGGUGCCUUUAGUGCAAUGCAUGGAAGAGGCCGACUGGGAAACCGCUGCUCUGGCCAAUGAGUGGAACUGCCCCGUUCUAUCUGGUGACAGCGACUUCUUCAUCUUUCCUCUGACAGCUGGGUUUUUACCAUUCUCACACUUUCAGUGGCAGAAAGGUGCCAGACAGAAAUCCAUCCCAGCCAAAAAAUUCCUCAUCUCAAACUUCUGUAAACAUUUCAACAACAUGAAGGUAGAGCUCGUGCCUGUUCUCGCCGCCAUAGCAGGAAACGACUACAUUAAGCCAGAGAUGAUGAGAGUGUCAUUCAAGUGGGAGGCGUUCUCUCGCCCCAAUGUAGUCCGUGCUCACCUAGACGGUAUCCUCAGGUGGUUGUCUAGGUUCCAAAGUCCACAGGAUGCCACCAAAGCUCUGCUUAAGUCUCUUCAAGAUCAGGAGGCCACAGGCACAGUUGAGGCGGCUCUUGAUCAGUGCCUGAGAGAAUACCAGCUGUCAAAGAGCAACAUUUCCCAGUUCUUCCAGAGCGGUCUUGCACCCAGCAAGCUGCCGCAGGAGCUGGAGAUUCUCCCCACCUGGAUGCGAAUGCCCCUGUCAGAUGGGCGGAUGAAUGCCACGUUCAUUGAUGCGCUGAUUCUGCAGAGAGUUCGAUUAGGCCCUCAGAUUGAGAACUUUGACCUGCCCAGCAGCCACGAGAUCUCCAAGCCUAUUCGGGAGGUGAUGUACAGCCUCCUAUUGGCUGGACAGAAGCAGAGAGCUGACAGGAGGCCCUCAGUGCCCCAUGUGACACCUGGAGAGUGCUAUGUGGAAGAGUACGACAGGGAGGGCUUGACCCUGACAAGUGUCUGGGUGAAGGCUGCUUGUCCUGUAAGCGGAAAGAAUCUACACUUGGAGACCCUGAAUCGGGCACUAAAGGAGACACGACUGCAAGUGCUGCGUGAUGCGCUUGGCAUGACCAAACCCAUUCCGAACUCCAUUGGCGGCAAGUUCCACCUAGCGGUGUACGUGACGUGCUAUUGGCUGAGCAGGGCUGAUCCCCAACCGCGCAUGGAGCACCUGUGGGCUCUACUGCUCGGCUUUGUGUUCGGAGAGCUGUCUGGCAGAGACAAGGGCAAGGAAGGCGUAGAUCUGGUCUGGACACAGCUCAACACCCUGCGGACGUCAUGUAUGGCUGGAGGUCCUGACCUGGAGGCGGCGCACGCGUACAGCCAAUGGCAAAGCUGCCUCUACGCCACUUACAAACUCAACCGCCUGCUGUGCUUGGCCCUGCCUGAACCAGAGAAGGCUCGGCUGUACUGCGGUCCGCUGGUGCACCAGGCUGCUCUGAAGUUGAGGUGGGGCAUGAAUCCCGAGUCGCUCCUCAGCGCCGGUCCAGUUCCACUACAGCUCUUCCGAGACCUGCAGGACGGCGUGUUGGACUGCCUGGAGCCCGAUGUCCGAGACAGGCUGCAGAAAGUGACAAAAGAGCCAGAAGGGCCGGAGGACAAAGUCUGACGGCAUUGUAGAUGACCUGGCUUCGUGAUUUCAACACUAGCUUGAAGUGUAUGAGUGAGUUGGGCUUGAGGAAACUGACUGCAACAAGCCUAAUUGUUGUAAGCCUUUUUUAUUUUGUGGGAGUAAAUAACCCUGUGCAAUUUGAAAGUGCAAAA